Molecule: messenger RNA, 1426 nt
Organism: Colossoma macropomum (tambaqui)
Lineage: Eukaryota; Metazoa; Chordata; Actinopteri; Characiformes; Serrasalmidae
Product: C-C motif chemokine 18-like
Exons: 3
Coding region: 833-1156 (107 amino acids)
Biological process (GO): cellular response to tumor necrosis factor; positive regulation of ERK1 and ERK2 cascade; immune response
Cellular component (GO): extracellular region
Molecular function (GO): chemokine activity; CCR chemokine receptor binding
Source: RefSeq, a predicted model, not a curated record
UUGACAUUUGACUGGUUAACAUUUAAUCGAAUAGUCUUUUUCACACCUGUUUAAACACAAACUCGAUGGCCCACAACUUUCACAGACACUCCUACGACUACAGAGCCCACGCCAUGUCAUUUCCAUCAGGACUCCCCCGACUCCUUUUCCACCCUUCUUGGGUUCACAGUAAAACACCACGAAACCUGGAACUUUUUGCAAACUGGCAAAACGUAAGCGCUUAAUAUUGAGGUCUAUAACUGCUGAUAAGCACAACAUAUAUAAAUAAAUAAGGCAAGGACAACACAAAUGUGUCAAGUCGUUUGAUCAAGCUCCCAAACAUGUUUAUAUAGGCCUACAUAAAUAUAUAUAAGCAUAUAUUAAUGCAUCCUGCUUGUGAAACACAUUGUUCACACAAGUCAGUACUCAGGUCUAGAUACACAACACACCAACACAGCAGGUUCUAUAAACGUUGUACACAGUAGUAAUUUCACUUCUUAAUACUAAAAGAUUCAACACAACAAAACUGGUGAUGGAUUUGUGAAGAAUAUUACUUGCAAGUUGGUUUGCAGCUCAGCUCGAUCAGCUUGAAGGUGGUUUCCAUCAGUCAGCAAUGUUUAGUUGGGGAGGGGUUGUACAGGAAGUUCUACCUCCCGACCACAUCACGGUUCUUUCCCCCAACUGGUGUGAUGUCACUUUUUCCUGGUGACCAGCUCGUAGAGGUGUGUUAAAUGGAAACGGUGAAGUCCCGCUCGUGAAGCCGUCCACUAUAAAUUAGGCCAGCGAGCGUAAGGUGAUCAUAACCUGCACAGGAGGACACAGGGUUACACCUAAAGAUCGAGAAGACUCAGACAUGAAGCCAUACAGCAUCGCAGCCAUCGGCAUUCUCCUCUUCGCCUUCUGCUCGGUGACUUUCAGCCAGAAUGGUCACAUGCCUGAAAGGUGCUGUUUCAAGGAGAACUACCUCACUUCACCAGUCCCUCAACAUAGGGUUAUGCGAUUUGAGACCACGAGCCCUUCAUGCACUGACCCCGGCGUCAUAUUCCACACAGUUGCACAGAAGCAAAUCUGUGCUAAUCCAUCUGACAAGUGGGUGAAGAGGCUGAUGAAAUUUGUGCAGAAACAAAUGAAGAGCGCUGCCACAGAGGCCGGUUCUGGAGAGAGCACUGACCCCUAAAGGCUCGUCUAUAAGCUAACAUCAUGGACAAGACUGUUCUCAAACUCUUCUGUUUUAUUGGACUCUUCAGUAGUUGCUUUGCAACCUAUCAUAUUUCCUUUUUGUUUGGGCAAAUUGCUUGUAUAUUUUAAUAUACAUUGCUUGUCAAUAUACAUGACUUUUCUGAAUUUCUUUGUCUUUUUUAUAUGUAUGUAUAUAUUUUAAUCAUCUUCAUGCUUUAAAUUAAUAUAUGCCCUUUGAAAGACAAUAAAAAAAGCAUUUGAAACACAA